Molecule: messenger RNA, 3005 nt
Organism: Strigops habroptila (Kakapo)
Lineage: Eukaryota; Metazoa; Chordata; Aves; Psittaciformes; Psittacidae
Gene: FBXO48
Product: F-box protein 48
Exons: 2
Coding region: 199-648 (149 amino acids)
Biological process (GO): SCF-dependent proteasomal ubiquitin-dependent protein catabolic process
Cellular component (GO): SCF ubiquitin ligase complex
Molecular function (GO): protein binding
Source: RefSeq, a predicted model, not a curated record
AUGACGCGGAGCGGCGGGGCCGGGAAGCGGAAGGAUUAGCUCCAAAGCACCGAUACCGGCUCCCCAGGACACACCGAGCCCCCCCCCGCGGCGGCGGGCAGGCGGCAGCGGCAUGCCGGCGGGCGCGGAACCGGGCCCGGGGGCCGCGGCUCACCGCAGCCGCCCGUGGUGACGGGGGGUGCCCUCCCCGCCCCGAGCAUGGACGGGGAGCGUGCUGCCGCCGGCGGACCCGCGCUCCUCCCCGCCGGCCGAGGAGGAGGAGGAGGAGGCCCGGCUGACUUCGUGGCUGUCCUCCCACCGGAGGUCAGCUCCCGGAUUUUCAGCGGCCUGGACGUUGAGAGCUUGUGUCACGCGUCCGUGACAUGCAAGGGCUGGCACCGCGUCAUCGAGAGCAACGACCGCCUCUGGAGACACCACUGCUUGAGCGUGCGGGCUGUGUGCCAGCGGGAGAUCGACUGCGACCGAGGAAACGGGUAUUCCUGGAAGAUCACAUUACUGAGAAACUACUGGAAAAGCAAAGUGAAGCAAGAAUGGCUGAGUGGGAAAUACAGCAACAUUCCUUCACAGAACAGCCUGCCAGAGAAAAGCAUGUAUCCCAUGGACGUCGACACAUGGGGAGAAAUCCUGGAAGCAGAACUCGAGAGAUGAGAAACCAGUGCUGGUUCUAGCAACUUAAGAACCUUCUAUCAACAACUCGCAGACUGCCAAACUGUAAAUAUUUUGCUGUUCAAGAUCAGUUGUGUUUGCAAACAUAUGAUGAAAACUUCUUAAAAAAAAAAAAUUUUUUUUUUUUUUUAUUUGCACUUUAUCCGUAUUUUAUUUUUCUGUAAAAUUCUAAGUAAGACUAAAUAUUCAGUUGUUAUAUUUGUAAAUUUGAUGUUCUGCUAUAUUGUCAAAAAGAUGUUGAUUGUACUCUCAAUUUGCACUUUUUAUUUUGGAAAAGAUGACUUUUAACAAAAAAAGUGUGUUUGACUUCAAGCGUAUUAUACCAGCAGCACAACAUGAGAGCCCAUGAAGGCAGGGUGGGGAAGGGGCAAAUUCAGAUAUUGGAAAGAAAAGGACAAGGCAGCCUCCUCAGGAUCGGCUGAACAUCCCCAGCGCAUAGAGCCCUCACAAGGAUCUUCUCUGAAUCUGUACCCACUAAAGUAUGGAAAUGUCAUUGCUCAGCAGUGCUGCAUUUCCGCUGCCCAGCCGUGGGAUUUCUGGAUUAGAACUCAUAGAUCCAGGCAGGACUGAAGCAGCCACAUAACUUAGAGCCUCUCUGCACUUCAGUCAUUUGCAUGAGGAGGAGUAGAGCAGAACUUACUACUUUAAAUAAAACAACUCAGAUAACCAUGAGGGAUAACACAACUUCAUAUAUUUUUGCAGUUAGGCUAAAACACAUUCAGAAACCUAGUUUUUUCUUCCAUCACGUGAACCCUGCUUUACCAGCACUGAUUUUUGGUACAGACUUUAGAAACCGCCACUAGUCGAAGACGAGUCGCCUGUCACGUAACACAACAUGAAAGUCACCACAAAAUCAACUUACUACAAUUCCAUUUGAAUAUCACCUUGCCCUACUUACUUUGCACUAAAGAGUAAAUUCAGUGGGAAAACGCUUUGAAGGUCCCUAUUUGAAUUAUUCCUACAAAAUUCAGUCACCAAUCUGGGACCAAUUCUCUAUAGGAAGAUUUCUACCAUGCUUAUGAAACUUAGCUAAUGUGAAGUGAUUUCAAAUCAACUACUGUGGACUUUGGCAGAGGACCUUCUGGCAACGUAAGGACAGAAAUGUCUUGUCAUGAGCAUGAGGUUCAAUGGUGCUAGAUCAGGCCCCUACUGGAUACUGAGCUUACUUAAAUUAGGUCCAGCCCUGACUUUUAAUGGCCAAAUAACGCUAGAUAGAGCAGUAGAGCAGUUCUGCUCUGAAAAUACAGAUCACUGUCCUCUGGGCUACCAUCCAAUACCAGGUUUUUUGUGUUCAAUGAUGCUGGUGGUUAAACAAACCAUUAGUUUAAACUUGCUUCCAAUUUAUCCAUUUUUAUUUUCUCACCAUUAUUUAACCAUUGCAGAAUAUCUGGUGAAAAUAUCUAGUAUUUUUUCCUCCCCUUUAUUGCAAGUGUGUUGGCUCACAACCUGUUUGUUGUAUGUGCCCAUCUCUAUAGGCCAAGGAAGAAAGAGAACAGCCAGGUGAAACUGGUGGUUCUAAAAUGCUUCCAAGAACAGUAUGUUAUCUGUGUUCCCUUUUCUAGCUUGGAACAUUCAACAGAUUUCAUCAAAACCGAUCCACUUCCCUUAGCCUCCUACAUUUUCCCCAUUAAAACAGACUUUCCGUUCAUAAGCACCAGUACCUUUUCUAAAUCACCAGUAACAUAUCUAAUUAAGAGAGCUUUCUCAGCCACAAUAUUGUGUGACAUGAUGCAAUGACUGCAUAAUGUUUCUUAUACAUCUUCUGUACUUUAUUCCUUAUAAGUAAGUGUUAGUCCCAGUAUCAAGACCCCAUUGCACUAGGUUGUAUAAAGAUGCAUGAUAUCUCCCUUUACUGCCAGAAGAGUUGAUGCUGUUCUUGUGGGAUUACUACUACAUUAGCCAAAAUGGAUGCAGCACCCAAAAUUCACUGAAGCUUCUGAUAUCACCCUGCUGCCAAACAUGGCUCAAAUGCAACACAGAAUAAAGAACAUUGCCAAGUAUAGUGGAUGCAGCACAAGUCUCAAUGAAUUGCAGACACUGCUUCCUUUAUUAUUAGUAAUUCUGCUCAGAGAUUAUAUCUAGUUAGCUCAAAUAAAAAAACCCAACACACACCACACCCAAGCACAACAGUUUUUCCACUGAAGGUGCUGCCUCACCCCUGCUCACAGUAUCUUUUUACCCUGACUUUGAGAGACAGAAGUGAAAAAAACAGUGCAUAUAAAUUAAUAUAGAAGAAAAUAGUAGUAGCAGUACAUUCUCAUCACCUCAGGAGUGCCCUAUUUCUUAAUCACAAGACUGGAAAAGUGCACAAGCAUGGAUCUAGUUCUUCACCCUUCUCA